Messenger RNA from Anneissia japonica, 1279 nucleotides. Its product is annotated as 28S ribosomal protein S15, mitochondrial-like. The record is from RefSeq and is a predicted model, not a curated record. The transcript is spliced from 7 exons. The coding region runs from base 96 to 1082 and encodes 328 amino acids. Gene Ontology annotation, cellular component: ribosome. Gene Ontology annotation, molecular function: structural constituent of ribosome. Lineage: Eukaryota; Metazoa; Echinodermata; Crinoidea; Comatulida; Comatulidae. Gene Ontology annotation, biological process: translation.
GAUAGCGCCCUCUGUUGAUAAGGAGAUGAGAGUACAUGUUGUUUGGCUUGUUUUCUUGUUUUUAUUCAAUUAUCUGCUGAAUCAAUGAAAUAAGAAUGAUUUUGCGAGGUAUAUCCCGUUUAUUAAGACCAAACAUUUAUAUUAAUGUCAACAUAACUUCUGCUAUCCACGGAACAGAUUUCGUAGGCCCAGACCUAGGCCUAGGCCUACUCCAGACAAGAGCUGCCCAACAAGUAGGCAGAAGGCUUUCAAGCCUCGUCGUAGGACACACACCAGUUUAUGGGUUUGCCUCAUUGAAUACUCUAGGCCUCAGACAGCUGCUUUCGCAAGUAGAUUUAACAAACAAGUCGAAAGGCUCAAUCUCCUCAACUCAGCUGACACAAAAAAGAUUCUACGCAAGCAGAAUAAAACCCAAGAAGAAAAAGCCAGUUAAAGACCUGGAGCCAGUUAUUCAUAACCUUGACAGGUAUUACGGCCUAGAACCAUCAAAACCAAAACUUUAUUUUGAAGAAGUUGAAGCCUUAAAUAGCGCCAAUGAUGAUAUCAAGAAAAUGUUCAGCCUUGAAUUUGCAAGUAAUGCUGAAAUCAAAGAAUACAAAUCCUGCAAAUUGUUGGAGGAAAUCAAGGAAGAGCUAGCAAUCGAUCCACAUGCUCACAAAAAAACACUCCCAUUAAGAAUUGCAUUGUUGACAAUGGCAGUCAGGAAUUGUGGGAAACAUGUUAUAAAAAAUCCAAAGGACAAAGCGAACAAAAGGAAAAUGCUGAUCAAUAUUGAUCGACGUCGCAAGUUCCUCAGGAGGCUACGGCGGCAAAACUACAACCAGUUUGAGAACAUUCAAAGAGAGCUUGGUAUCAAAUGGGUACCGACUCCUAAGUUUGAAUGGUUAACAAAAACAAGGCGGCAAAUUGAAAGGAGACUUAUUAAGGACAAAGCACAUUGGGAGAGAAUCGCAGCACAGAAGGAAUUUGCAAAACAGCGAAGGAAGGAAAACAUGAUUGAAAUUGUACGAUUGAAGAAAGAACUUGGUAAAGACCUGACAGAGGAAGAGAAGCAAUAUGAUCAAAUAAAUAACAAUAUUUAAAAUCAACCUCUGAUAAUUAUUAUGUUUAAUUGAUUUGGUAUCAAACAAAAAUAUCAUAGCAUACAAGUUUUGUAUAAACAUACAAAUUAUUGUUUUUUUUCCCUACUUUUUUUCCCCUUACAAAACUUUUUGGGAAAUAAACUGAAUGGUUGAACGAAUUGUUUCAGUUAUCUUAAAAUUUAUAAUGUGCUAUAUAA